AUGGACUCCGAGGGUCCCCUUGCUACAGGUCCCCCAGCAGCAGAAUCACAUCGUCGCAAGCCUUCAGGAGCUUCCUUUCCACAGCCGCCCUCGUUGCAAUUCAGCUCUCUGCCAUCGCAGCGCUCCGAUUCAGAUUCCUCGGGGCUCCAACUCAGCUCUGGUCCGUCGAGUCCGUCACUCGCGCGAGUCCCUCCGCGUCACUCGACUUCCCAGAAAGAAGACCUUUCCCCAUCCACAUCAUUAUGUGCACGGUCUUCUGUCGAGACCUACUCAUCGUUGGCUUCGGUACAAGAUCUCGCGGAUUCUGAUUCUCAGGACGCGCUUGAUUUUGAAGAUGUAGACAUACCCGAGCUCCCCCCAUAUCACCACGACAUAGAAGAGUUCAAUGUUCGCCCUUCGUCGCCAAAUGAAUUCGCUGCGCUGUUCCCCUCUCUGGACCGGUUCUCGAUUCGGCAUGACGACUUCACCUCUGAUGGCAACAUGAACCUCCGCGUUGAGACAAAAAUCACAGGCCGUCACAACGAGACAAUUCAGCUCUUCCAUCUCCGCAUGUACGACUUGAACAAGAGAGAUUUCUCGCUGCGGCGGUAUUGUCGCAGCUCGGGACGUGAAGUAUGCAAUUCUAAACGGAGAUACCUCGACACAACAAACACAAGCCGGCCAACACUACAGCGAUCAAUGUCCAAUGCUUUCUCAAGUCUUGCAGGCCGCCCUAGAGCUAGGCGACAGUCCACAGCCGCUUCCAUUCGCUCAACCAAAUCAACGAAGAGCCGACCUGGGACUGGCUACUCUACCUCGGGCAGUCUUGGGAGUGGAUUUGUUGACGUCUUCGAUGAAGAUUUGAGUGUGGAGAAAAAGCCAAAUGCUCGCAUGCAGCCCACAAACACAAUCAAGCUCGAAUUUUCCAACUACGCCCGCGUCGAUCUUGAGCGAGUUGGCUCCCGAACCUCUAGCAAAUGGCAAUACGAGUGGUGGGGUGUUAAAUAUGCCUGGAAACGAGUCGUAGACAAGCACACCAACGCUGUAUCAUUCCAUCUGGUUCGAAACGGCAACAAGGCCGCGCCCAUUGCACACAUAGUUGCAGAGACUCGUGCUCCGAAUCAAGUCAUGGUGGAUGAGUAUGCUGGUGGCUGGGUCCCUCCUUGCCACAUGUGGAUCAGUGACCCAAGCAUUGUCGAUGCAGCAACUGAUGUAGCAGAUGUCAUUGUAUCGACGGGUCUGCUCGCACUAGUCGAUGAUUGUAUUAGAAAUCGCUGGCAGAGCAAGAAGCCUAGUCACUUCGAUCUGCCGCACGCUGGCAAUACUCGCUCCUUUGUACAAAAUCUCUUUAGUCGCCGUCCUUCAGAGACUCCCCCGAGUCCGUUGCGUUUCCAGCGCGCAACUGCGGCGCCGUAA
This is a messenger RNA of Microdochium trichocladiopsis, 1395 nucleotides long. RefSeq lists its product as uncharacterized. The transcript is spliced from 2 exons. The record is from RefSeq and is a predicted model, not a curated record. Bases 1 to 1395 code for a protein of 464 amino acids. Lineage: Eukaryota; Fungi; Ascomycota; Sordariomycetes; Xylariales; Microdochiaceae.